Effrenium voratum is the source of this 937-nucleotide messenger RNA. NCBI's taxonomy places the organism in Eukaryota, Dinophyceae, Suessiales, Symbiodiniaceae. The record is from the annotation of a GenBank genome assembly.
CAAAACUCGGGUUUUUUCUCCCGCUUGCGCAUCAUGUGAUCGAUGACUCGGUGGGAGGUGUUGACCUAGAGGAAGAUGAUUGAGGCCGCCGAGUGGGGCCAAAGACGCCUUGAGCGCAUCACUGCAGCGGAGGCGCGCCGCGCUGAGCAGCGAAGGGGCCAGCUCACAGAGGAGCACACAUUUCAGCCCAAGGCGCCUCGCGCACAGAGCUCGAGCCAGCCGUCCAAGGAGCGGCGCAGAAGCUUUGCCAGCCCCACGCGCAGCUCUCUCGCCAAGCGCCCAUCGGCGCCGCACGCGGCACCUUCGCCGGCGCCGCAAGUGGCGCUUUCGCCGGCGCGGGCGGCGGAGCCGACGCCCGGACCCAGCUUGGCUGCCCUGGCUGUGGCAACUCUGGGCGAGGCGUGCCUGCCGUCUCCGGCAGGCUGCGAACCCAGCCCUGAGCGCGUGGAUGAGGUGAGGAAAUCAUCGCCUCCACAGGAGAAGCGACGUUCGAAGCCUCGGCCCAUGAUAUGGCCUCACCCAGAGGAGGUGCCUGAGGCGGAGGAGGUCUGGAAGAGCUCCAGUUCCAGCGAGGGAAGUCCGAGCGUGCCAACGAGCCCGCGCAAGCUGAGGUUCCAGGAACCGAACUCCGAGUCUCAGGAGUUCCUGAGUGACAACAGGCGAGAGGAGUUCAAGGCAGCGUUUGAACCCGGCCGCCUUCACAGGGGGCCAACGCGCUUUUGCUGGCGAGAGCUCGCCCCCGAGAGCGAAAGCGAAGGAAGCGAUCUGGACGACUUGAGAUUCGCAGGAGACCGCUGGACGUGAUUGAUUCGCAAGGUUGAGAUUCUUCACCCGCCCAAGGCGUGAGUGGGGGAAUGUACGAUGACUAAUUCGAGAUGCAGGCCCAACUGACUCGCGAGCUUGGAGCCGCGCGCCAUAGACACUAACGAUCGGGGUG